Molecule: messenger RNA, 3739 nt
Organism: Phragmites australis (common reed)
Lineage: Eukaryota; Viridiplantae; Streptophyta; Magnoliopsida; Poales; Poaceae
Exons: 3
Coding region: 352-3570 (1072 amino acids)
Source: RefSeq, a predicted model, not a curated record
CUCGUGAUUUGUAUCUCUAGACUCCUAGCCGGUUUACGCCGCUACGCCAUUGCGGAGGCAGCGGUGUUUGUCAGGCACUCAGGCCGGCAGGCACCGGCAGGUCCGCAGGCGCACCGACGCCACGCACCGCACGGCGCGCGCCUCGACUGGCCAACCAACCAACCCGACGCACCGUCGCCAUCAUCCAAACAGUGAAAGCUUCACUGAGAAAACCUGCAGCGCCGCACGAGCCGGGUCCCCCUCUGACUCGUCGCUUUCCUCUCUCCCGCCUCGUCACCCCCUCAGCACCGCGACGCGGGAAACCGAGCCGGGCAAAGGCGAGCGAGCGCCCUCGCUUUGCCUUCGAGCGAGAUGGCGGCCGCCGGCGCGCCCUUCUCCAUCCGGGAGUACGCGGCGCGGGCGCGGGCGCGGGCGGGGACCGAGGGCGGGAGCUGGCCGUUCGGCGGGGAGGAGGGGGCGCUGCCGCCGAUGGAGGUGCAGCGGUUCAGGUGGUGGGCAGACGAGGCUUUGGCGGUGGAGGAGGAGGAGCGGGAAGUGGAAAGGAGGAUGGCGGCCAAGCGGCGGAAGCGGUCCGUUGCCGAGCUCUUCGCCGCCGUACCGCGAGUGGCCGGAGGCCAGCGGGAUUGGGGCAGGAGAAGGCUUCAGGCGAAGCAGAGAGAGAAGGGGAAGCUAGUGCUCGGGGUCGGGGUGAAGGCGAGCAAGGGAUUCGAGCAGAAGAAGGUCGCGACCGGGAUCGAUGUGAGAAAAAAAGAGACAAGCCACGGGGUAAAAGCCGCCUCAAUUAGCAUUUCCCAGCUGUUUCAAGAUUCCAUAAUAAAGAGGAAGCUCAAGAAAUCUCUUAGCAAGAAAAAGAGAAUUCAAGGUGUCUCACUUUUACUGGACAAAAAGAGCAAAAAGGGAAACAAAAGGUCGGUUUUGGACAGCCAGAAGAAGGCUAUAACAAACAGUGUUCAAGCUCAAAGCAUUCUUAAGAAGCAGUCAAAAGCAGGGUUCAGCACAUUACUGAAUAACACAGAUGUUAGGUGUAAAUUUAAUCCUUCUUGCAAACCAAAGCAUGUUACCUUUUCCGAUGAUGGAUGGACCGCGCCUCUACCUGAAGAUAAUACGGAGCAACCACAAUUGGUACAAACAUCCCAGCAACCCUCUCACGAAUGUCACGAUCACCACAAUACAGAUGAGCCACAGUUGGUUUAUCAACAAGCAGAUGCUAUAUCAGUGGCUGUUGAUGAGGAUACCAGCUCGUUAUCUGAAAUUGUAGUACCAACUGGUGUUUGCCGUACUGUUCCACUUGCCAAACCAAAAGAUAGGACUAUACUGGGCAAUUCAGUGGAUCUGAAUCAUCGCAUUGGAAUCUCUAAUAGAAGUAACUGUUUGAACUCCAUUGGUUUGGCAUGCUUAUCUAAUAAGGUGCCCACUCAAAACUUCGAUGGUGUGGACUCUCAUCUGGCCGAUAACGAAUGCUUAAAUCUUGAUGUUGAGUGUCUUGUAGAAGAAAACCAGAUGAUACCACAACGAUCUUCUAAUCUUGUUAGUUUGGCAGUCAAGGCAAUAUCAGGUGAUAUUAAUAGGAGUCCAUUGUCACAACCUUCCAGUUCUUGUUUAAAUGAUAGGAGCAGAAGCAUGCUGCAGGGGAGGCUUGUUGCUAAUUGCCACUUUGACAAAGUUCGUGCUAAGCUUCUUAGAACUUGUAAUGGCGUGGUGAACAGCAUAAGCUCCUCAACAGGAUCAAACAAAUCAGCAGAUGCGCAAGCUGCGGAUUGCGUAUCUGCAUGCAGGAACACAUACUUCAGUGAUAACUAUGUCGGGCUUCCUCUUAAUUCACGUGGUGAAUUUAUCAAGGUUCAUCCUGGUGGCACCCCUAAUUCUAUCGACAUUUUUAAGAGGCAGUGUUUGGGGGAGAAUUCUUCGUGUCCUUCAGCUCUUCCAACUUUUUUCACUCCUAGGACCUGCACGGAUCAUGUCAAUUUGAGAACCAACCAUCACGUGCCACAAAUUUAUACAGCAGAUCAGUUUGUAUUUCACCCAGAUCCUCAUUAUGCUCCCACAGCGCCAACAGCAUAUGGGAUGGAUUUCAGACAGUUGUCAAGUUCUGAAAGAAUGAAAACUCAUAACUAUCCAAUUCUGAGCAACAGGUAUCCAUGCAACAACCAACAAGAGUUUUCAGUGGAAUAUUUUUGCACUGGAUGCAUGGGGCAUCAUAAUCCACAGCAGAAGCUACUUGGGAUGCAAAGCUGCUAUUUAAGCCUGAAUUGUGAGCAAAACACCCAACCCACUGACGAAACAACUAUGCGCCUUAUGGGCAAAACAGUUACUCUUGGAACCAGUGGCAUACAAUGCAGAGGUCUGAAUAAUGAAACUCCAUGUUCCAGUAAACAAAGCCUAGCUGAAGAUCAUUCCUUUCAGGGAGCGUGUACAAAAGCUUUUCCUCGGUUGUUUCAAGGAGGGCUGGUUGAUCCCUCUUCUGCAUUUAGGAUUUCAGACAGUGAGAGACAACCAUCUGAAAAGCCAUCAUAUUUUUCUUUUGUUCCAGCAGCUGAGCUAAGGUCUGGGCUUGAUACCGAUAGUUUCAGAACAAGUGGUCACAACCAGCAACCUGAACUAGCAGCACCAAAUAAUCUGUAUGUCCAACCAGUGAGCUGUUGCAAUAAAGGUGGGCUAGGGCAUCAGCAGCCAUUUAUGGCAAAUCAAGUUCAGAGUAGCGCUGAAGACAUGCUGUUUGGUUCUAUGCACUGCAGACAGUCUCAAAGUGCUGCAGCAGUGUCAUCUUUUAAUAGAAUGAACAGCGCCAGAAACUUUGUGGAAAAAAGUCCGGCACCAUAUCAUUCCAGUUGUCUUACCCAACAGCUUAGCAACAUGACACAGAGGACACCAAUAUCCUCUUUUCCGUCAGGUUAUGCUGUUCAAAGUACUCCUGGUUUAACAACUCAAACAAAGUUUACCUCCCUCCCACCAUUGCCCCCUUCAGUGAUCUCUUCCCAUUGUCGCAGUGCUGACUAUGCGCAGCCUCAUGGAUCUAGUCCUACCUUUUUCCCAUCAAUUCCCCUGCCCUAUCCAAUGAACAAAUCUAAUGCUCCUGGCGAUGCAAUCUUCAAAGAUGAGAGCAUGAAAUGGAGUUCGAUAGGAUCAAAGCUUGAGGGAUUCAAACAUAUGAAGAGAAGCUGCAAAAGACCAGCAGAAAAGGAUGAUGUGUUCUUGACAUUACCAAAGAAACAUUGCAUAGCAGUUCAGAAGGACCUAAGUCUGUUUCCAAUCCCAGAAAAGGGGCUGGAAUUCUGUGGACCCGGACCAAAUGCACGGCUUCUUGAUAUGCCUGUUGGCUUCGGCAGCGAACCUGAAGCGGAUCUUCGACUCGGAAACAAAGAUGCACAUUCCACAUGGUCAGAUCCUGUCAACAUGGUGAGACCUGUUAAGUUGAAAUCUGGAGCAAGGCAUGUACUUCAGCCAAGUGCUAGCAGCAUGGGGCAAGAAAACUCAGGGCCCGUUCAUUCAGUUACACGAUUUGCAGCGGAGAAUGAUGCUUGUACAGUGUGCACAUCUAAGACGCGAGACACAGAAAUCUACAAAUUCUAACCAGUCCUGGUUGUAAGUGAAAGUACCUGUAUUCCUUUUUUAGGUAAUGCACGAUCCCUAUUUUUUGCAUUUAGGCCUUGUUGUUCUGAAUUUAUCCAGAUGCUCUAUUUUUUGCAUAAAAGUACCUCUAAAAUUUGAAUUUUACAUCUAUUUUAGCAAUUAUGCAAUA